AUGCCAGACCCCGCAUCUUCGUGAGUCGUCAACCCCGGCUACUAGGCCUCCACCAUAGUUUUCCCCGCUAACAACGAGUAGAAGACCAAACUGGGCCGACGACGAGGAAUUCGACGACCCCUCCGUUCUCCCCCCCCAACAAGUUAUCAACAACCCUGACGGCACAAAAACAGUCAUCACCUACCGAUUCAACGACAACGGCAAGAAAGUCAAAACUACCCGUAAAAUUCGCACUACUAUCGUCAAAGAGCACGUCAAUCCCCGUGUUGCCGAGAGGAAGGAAUGGGCAAAAUUUGGAGCCGAGAAGGGACACAGCCGUGGACCGGAUCUUUCCACCACCUCCGUUGGAGAAAACAUCACCUUCCGCCCAUCGACCAACUGGAAAACUACCUCCAAGGAGGACAAUGCCGAGGAGAGCAAGUUGAAAGAUCAACUUAAGGAUAAGAAGGUUACUUGUCGUAUCUGUAGAGGAGAUCACUUCACAGCCAGAUGUCCGUUCAAGGAUACUUUGCCACCUCUCGACGAUGCGGCCGCUCCUGGUGCUGAAGAAAGCCCUGCCGCAGAUGGCGCCGGUGCUACUGGUGCUAUUGGCGGUAGUGGUGGCGGGUCUUACGUUGCGCCUCACCUGCGCGGAAAGAAGGGUGCUGGAGAGUCUAUGCCCGGAUCCGGUAGCUACAAGGACAGAGACGAUCUCGCCACUCUCAGAGUUACCAACGUCUCCGAACUCGCCGAGGAGGGGGAUUUGAGGGACAUGUUCGAGAGGUUCGGAAGGGUUACAAGGGUUUUCUUGGCCAAGGAUAGGGACACUGGUAGGGCGAAGGGAUUUGCCUUCAUUAGCUAUGUCGAUCGAUCUGAUGCUGCGAGAGCCUGUGAAAGGAUGGACGGAUGUAAGCCAUUGCCUCCCCCCUAGCAGUCGCGUCUUAAUACUAAUCGUUUGAUAGUUGGUUUCAAGCAUUUGAUCCUGAGGGUAGAGUUUGCAAAGAGGUCUUAAGUUGGAAAACAAGAGCGGGGGUUUCUUUUAUAUCCUUGUUCUUUCUCUCCCGUGGGAAAUCCUGUUAUUUCAAUAAAAAGUUUUCUGUAAAUUUUUCUAAUAGCUAUUCUAAUUUCCGAUCCUAGCAGCGUUGAAUUCCCGUCAUGGACUUGAUGCUGUGCUAUUGGUGUGAUUUGGGCACAUGGUCAGACAAUUGACAGACUUCUGGCCCUACUUUUGCUGACCAACCUAAGUUACUAACCCCGGCAUACAGUACUCAUACCUGUAUAAUAUCACUCGAUGAAAAAGGCAACGAUCAGUUACUACCCGAACUUUUACAAU
This is a messenger RNA of Tuber aestivum (summer truffle), 1312 nucleotides long. The record is from the annotation of a GenBank genome assembly. Lineage: Eukaryota; Fungi; Ascomycota; Pezizomycetes; Pezizales; Tuberaceae.